CGUGGUUCAUGUUUAACAUCAAGUUACUUGCUCAGUUUACAGAGCCUUGUCCUUGGCUUCUCGCUCGCGUCAAUCUUCCAUAAUUACUCAGACUGGCGGUUGAAUGAUGCGGGACCUGUACAAUGCUCUGCCCCUGCCAGACGACCGACCAAUUACAUCCGUGUGUGUGGUCGAGGAGUUGUCCGGAUGUCCCCCCAACUACACACCUGUAUCUAAGACCCAUGACCAGGACAUAGAUGCAGACCUUUAUAAAGAUGGCUUCUUCAGGAGGGUGACCCGCUACCUGUGUCACAGCAAAACUGAAGGUUACAUGGGCUAUGUGGUGGAGCAUCUGGCUAUUGUUAAUGAUCGAGACUCAAGACCUGCAGGAUACACCAUUGUUGAACAAACCUUUGACACAAGUCAGAAAGCAUUUAAGAAGAAGCAGCUGUGUUACAAACAAGUUCCUCGCACUAUGGCAACACAGACUAUCACAGACAUCAUCAUCUUGAGUCGCUCCAAGGUGGCCCCAGAAGGGUUCUCUCUGGUGGGGGAGAUGAACGGCCUGUGUGUGUGUAUCAAGCCUGGCCCAGCACCCACACCUCAACACAACAAGCCUUCUGCUCAGGCUUCAUCCCCACAUCUCUAUAGUGUGGAGCCCAGCAGCAGGGGAAGUACUGGAGGUGGUGGUGGGGGAGGGGGAGGUCUGUACCCUGGUUUAGGCCCAGCCAGACCUGCUCCAGCCCCACCUGUUGCUGGGUCCGGUCAGCCCCAGGGUCCUGCUCCCCCACUACCCCCUCGUAACCCACCCUCCUAUGCUUCCCCGACCCAUGCUAGUCAAAACAGUAAUACACUCUAUGGUCCAGGACACUCUGCUCUGUUUGGCGUGCCAUUCAUCCUCAAUAAGAAAUAUGUGAAGUCAUCUGAUAGUGGAUCACAAACUCUGCCAGUAAUAACUAAGAAGAGUAAACAACAGAUUGAGGAUGAGGUGAGACCACGGUGGACGGAAAUAAAGUCCACAGGAAAAAAAGUCACAUGACUUGUAAACAUUGACAACAAAAUAUA
Molecule: messenger RNA, 1044 nt
Organism: Homarus americanus (American lobster)
Lineage: Eukaryota; Metazoa; Arthropoda; Malacostraca; Decapoda; Nephropidae
Gene: Mvb12
Product: multivesicular body subunit 12B-like
Exons: 6
Coding region: 104-1018 (304 amino acids)
Biological process (GO): virus maturation; viral budding; regulation of epidermal growth factor receptor signaling pathway
Cellular component (GO): late endosome; ESCRT I complex
Source: RefSeq, a predicted model, not a curated record